Messenger RNA from Cuscuta epithymum, 1748 nucleotides. The record is from the annotation of a GenBank genome assembly. NCBI's taxonomy places the organism in Eukaryota, Viridiplantae, Streptophyta, Magnoliopsida, Solanales, Convolvulaceae.
AAACAAACUGUUCUUGAAAUUUCAGAAAAGUUGUGCUUGUCGUCCAGGACGUCGGCCGACAUGAAGGCUACACCUGAUCUCGCCACUAACACUGGAGAGUCAUUGUUCGGAUCUGGCCGGCACUCCUCCGGAUCCCUUCUCCGAUUCUCACAAAGCUUCCAGUCCAAAAAAAAAUCAGAGUGGAAUAUCACUGUAUCUUGAGGUGAGGCCGCCGCGGCCGUCUGUUGACGUCCAUGCCGCCUCCGUGCACCCUUAGAGCAAGGCCAGCUGCGUGAAAUCCGCCGGAGUUUGCGACCAGGAAGUCAAUCGAGUCCAUCGGCGAUCUCACACUUGAGGCAACAACGGUGCUCGCACGUCUUUUCGGCGCGGCAGGAGAUGGCCGACCAAGGUCUCUGCACAGGGGGUUACGCUAGCUGCUCACUUUGCUAGGUUGAUUUUGGACCUGGAGUGCUUAUGGGCCAAGCUCACUUGAACUGGUUUUUCUUUUAGACAGAGCUUCCAAACAACAGAAGAGCUAAGUAUACUCCUGAAUUUUACAUCAUCAUUAAUCCAAAAAAGAUUUGAAAAAAAAUCAUAAAUUCAAACACUUGAAAAGAUAAAUUAAGUGGUAUAAUUGCUUUUACUCUUUUCAAAUGUGUGUAAUUUUAACAUUGAAAAAUGGACUCAUGAAAUCCGAUCACUCACAUACACCGGACGAGCACACACACUCGUACAAUGGCCGAGCACACACACUCGCGCCACCGGAUAAUGUCAUAUGGGUGUGGCGAUUAAUAAGCUCCAAUAUAAAUGUUAAUACCACACACUCUUGAUUUCAUACGAGUUCAUGCGUGCUCUUACCCCUUCCUAGUGCAUCACACUCCGACCUCGGGGGACGUGUCGCCCGUUCAAAAGUUUUUACUUGCGGGUUUGAACUACUAACCUUGGGCGGCGAGUUAAACUCUUGUUAGGGGCCUAGAGCCACACUCUUCCGAGCAAUUUUUUCACUUAAUUGACAUUCACAUUUCCCGAAAAGGUUGAUAUACUUUAGUUCUGUGGGGUUGGAUUAUCCGUUCGAAUGAUGACUCCGAGUCACUUACUCGCGGAUUCAAUCUUCCUUUCGGAGACUGGGUUGAGGCCUAACUUGGGAACUUGAUGUCACUCUUUUCGAGUGGUGAGUCUGACUCACUUACUCACCGGCCGUGAUUCAGCACCGGGUCAGAUGCUCUAUUCUACACUUGUUGCUUUUAUGUGUAGGUACGACUGAACGAAGACGGGCCUGAUGAGUUUGAGCCCGAUGAGAAGAACGGUUCUAGCCAUCCUCUUCGCUGAUGGUGACCAUUGCAAUAAAGGCGGAAGAUUUCACCCUUUGCUUCAUCUUGGGGCAACAGGGAUCUUCCAGUCUCGGAGAAGGGCAACUGACUUGGACUACUCCCUCUUAGCCGGGUCUACUACUCGACUAAGGGAGCGGGGGACUCGUGAUGGAGUUAUGGGACUAGGCCCAGAGCCUAAUCGGCCCAAGCCCCAAAAUUGGACCCGUGGAUCCAGAUCCACAACCUGGAGCCUGCCUACCACCCCAACGGGGAGCCUGCCAGUCCGGCCGACCUGCCAGCCAAGAAGUAACGGUCAAACAAUUAAUGCGCUGUUUAAUUGUGUAUUUAAUUCCGUAUUAAUGUUGUAAUUAAUUAGUUAUUAAUAUCGGUAGCGGUUACGAAUUGUAUACGCCUAUAAAAGGCACGUUGUAAUUCAAACUAAGGGAGCAAUUUCAUAUG